AUGAACCAAGUACCUCGUCUGAUUGCACCACAUUCAGUACCACAUAUGAUACCGGUUAUACCACAAUCAGUACCACGUAUGAUAGCGGUUACACCACAACCAAUUACUAUUACAUUAGGACCACAGUCAACCAAAGUAUCUGCACCAUAUGUAACAACAUCUGUUACAACGUCAACAACAUCACAACCAGUUACUAUUAUAUUAGGACCACAUUCAACCAAAGUAUCUGCACCACCUCCAACAGUAUCUGCUGCAACGUCAACAACAUCACAAUCUGUAGCAGCUGCUUCUCGAGAAUUUGCUGUUAAAGUACCUAAAACUCGAGCUCAAUAUGGAGUUAUGGAAUUUGCAAAUGGUCUCUCAGUCGAUGUAAAAGAUUGGAAAGCAAUGGAAAUGAGACGUGAAAUAAAUCCCUAUACAUAUCGUCCAGCAACUAAUCUUGAUUCUAAUGCUCCAUCAACAUCGACAUUGUUCACAACAUCACUUGGUAUUGUUUUACCUAAAACCGGUGCAGGAAGUGAAUAUGGUCGGGAACAAAAAGAAGUAUUAAAACGAAAACGUUAUGCAACUAAAGGAACAAAUAUUGAAGAUCUUCCUUGGUUAUUAACUGAUCGUUCAUCAACAGAAAAAAAAUUAAAACAUUAUCGAGGAUUAAAAAAAGGUGGUGUGACAACAAAUUCAUCUUAUUAUAUAUUUAUACAAGGUAAAGAAGGUUUUGAAGCAUAUCCUGUUGAAGAUUGGUAUGCAUUUACACCAACAAGUGUUUAUAAAACACUUGAUUUCGAUGAAGCUGAAAAACAAUAUCAAGAACGACAUAAACAUUUAAGUAAAUGGUUUUUAAAACAUCAAGUUAAAAAAGAAAAAAUUAAUGAAGAUGAAAUUGAAAAUCAUAAUGAUGAAAAAGGAAAUAAAUCAAAGGAUAAGAAUAAACGUUCUUUUAAAUUACUUGAUUCUGAAGAUUGGGUUAAUGAAAAUGAAGAAGAUGAAAAUGAGAAUGAUGAACGAGAAGAAGAUGAUGAUAAUGAUAAAUCAAACAAAAAAUCAAAAACAAAUAAGAAAAAUAGUAAAAAAUUAAAAGAUGCAUGGACAUUAAGUGAUGAAGAUGAAAAUGAAACAAGCCAUACAAAAGUUAAAAAAGGAAAGACUACUCAACAUCAAACAAAUGAAAAUCAAGAAGAUUCAGAUGAUGGUGAUCAUGAAUGUGAUGAAAUUGAUUAUUCAACUGAUGAAACAUCGGAUGAGGAAGAUGAUAUAAAAGAUGCUCAUACAGAUAAAUCAUCAAUGAAAUAUGAAGUUAAAGGCAUUGAUGAAGAAAUGAAAACAAUACCAGAUAUAGAAAAAAAACUUGAACAAAUGGAUAAAAAUGCAGAUGAACUUGAUUUUGAUGAUGAUGAUGAUAAUGACGACAUUCUUGAUUCGGAUGAAAAUGAUGAAGAAAACGGUAAAACAACAGUUGAUGAUUUGUCUGAUGUCAGUAAAUUACUCAAAAACGAUGCAGUUAGUAAAGAAAUGGAAUCAAGUUCCGAUGAUGAUGAUCUUGACGAUUCAGACGAUCCUGAUAAAGAAUCGAUUGAUCCAAUAUCUAAUUCUAUUAAUACUCAAUUAAUUCCAUCUGAACAGAUUAAAACUGAAAAAGGCCAUAAGAAAGCAAGAGAAGAAGAAAUGCGAGCAAUAAAAUCGAAAGUUAUGUCUUUACCAAGUACACCAUCAAAUCCUAGUGAAACAAUUACUGAAGAUAAAGUUCGUAAUUUACUUUUACGAAAACAAUAUAUGACAUUUACAGAAUUAAUUCAAAACUUUUUACCUAAAACAGAAAAUUUACGAACAAAAGAAAUUAAAGAAGGUAUUGUUCAAAAAUUAGCAACAAUUCUAAAACGUCUUAAUAUCGAAGAAAAAAUUAUUAAUGGUAAAAAACAUGUUAAACUUAAAACAACUUAA
This is a messenger RNA of Rotaria sordida, 1938 nucleotides long. The record is from the annotation of a GenBank genome assembly. NCBI's taxonomy places the organism in Eukaryota, Metazoa, Rotifera, Eurotatoria, Philodinida, Philodinidae.